UGACCAUGGCGGCCCGCCCAAACCGCAGUCCGCGCCUCGACCACCUCUCCCGCGUCCUCGCCUCCGACCACCCGCCCCCGCCGGCGGCCGCCGUGCACGCGCGCCUCAUCCGCGCGCACGGCGACACCCCUCCCCCCGUCAUCCGCUCGCUCCUCAACCAUGCCAUCCGCCGCCUGUCCAAGCCGCGCCCCCACGCCGCGCUGCGCCUGCUCCUCCUCAUGCCGCGCCUGCCCGUCUCCCCCGACCACUUCACCGUCCCCUUCGCGCUCAACGCCGCCGCGUCCCUCGGCCUCCUCCGGCUCGGCGCGUCCCUGCACUCCGUCGCGCUCCGCCUCGCGCUCGCCCCCACCUGCCUCCCCGUCGCCAACGCCCUCGUCGCCCUCUACGCCAAGUGCGACGACCUCCCCGCCGCGCACGCCGCGCUCGCCGACAUCCCGGUGCCCGACGCCGUCUCGUUCAACUCUCUCCUCUGCACGCACGCCCGCCUCGCCUCCGUGCCCGCCGCCGAGUCGCUCUUCACCUCCAUGCCCUCCAGAACCCAGGUCUCCUGGAACGCCAUGGUGGUCGUCUACGUCAAUGCCGGUGACUUCGCCUCUGCUCACCGGGUGUUUGAUGAAAUGCCUACGAGGGAUUCCUCUUCCUGGUCUGUGUUGAUUAUUGGAUACUGCAAAAGCGGGUCAAUGCAGAGCGCCCGGGAGCUGUUCGAUAAAAUGCCAGGGAAGAAUCUUGUGACAUGGACAGCAAUGAUAAAUGGGUAUGCUCAAUGUGGGCGGCCUAAGGAGGCACUAGCAUUGUUUAGGGAACUGGAGGCUGCUGGGAUUGAGCCAGAUGCAGCCACCAUGGUCGGAGUUAUCUCCUCUGCUUCCCAGAUAGGUAGCACAGCAUUAGCUGGGUGGGUUGGAACCUACGUUGACAGGAAGAGGAUUGAAAGGAAUGAGAAGGUGCUUACAGCACUGGUAGAUAUGCAUGCCAAGUGCGGGAAUGUCGAGCAGGCUCUCAAUGCUUUUAGGGAGAUUGAACAGCCGGAUGCAUACCCUUACACUGCACUUAUUAGUGGGCUGGCGACUCAUGGGCACGCAAAGCUGGCACUUCAAGUGUUUGAACGGAUGCAAGCUCAGGCAGUUAAACCUGAUCCGAUCACUUUCGUCGGUGUGCUUACUGCGUGCAGCCAUGCAGGGCUUGUUGAUAGAGGGUUGGACUAUUGGGAAGCAAUGGUGCAUGAGUAUGGGAUGAACCGUCGGGCAGAUCACUAUGCCUGUGUUGUCGACAUGCUUGGUCGUGCAGGGAGGCUUGAGGAGGCUUUUGAGAUGGUCCAAACAAUGCCGAUGGGCCCCCAUCCAGGUGCUCUUGGCGCCCUGCUGAGUGCGUGCAAGACACACGACAAUGCUGAGAUUGCUGAAGUUGUUGCAAAUAAGCUUUUUGAGUUGGAACCUCGAAAUACUGGGAACUAUAUACUGCUGUCGAGUAUAUAUGCUGGGAGAGGACAAUGGGAGGAGGCAGAAAGAGUUCGGUCGCUGAUGAAAACAAAAUUACCUUUCAAACAGCCAGGGUCUAGUUGGUUUUAGGAUCAGCAGAGGGAGCAAGGCAGGUUGUCUUUUGAGGAGCUGAAAAGCACCACAAACAUUUCUGUUUGCUAUAUGUUAAAUCGGUGCAGGCUGAGGCAGAAAACAUGGCUAAUUGAACUAUCAAGAAUGCAACUAAGUUGGGAUGCUAGCAAGGUACCUUCAUCUCUUCACAGCUCACUUUAUACUUGGAACUCACCAUGGUUAAUUUAUAUUGAUUUGCGUGGGUAUUCAGAGUUACUUUUCCAUAAUAAGUUUGUAAUCUCCACACAAACUGCUAUUGCAGUUUAAGCUCUGUAUCUUAGAUAAGUAUUUUUAACAAAACCAGUAAAUUGUACGUGCUUUGCACUCCAUUUAGAUAUAUAACAGCAUGGAAAAAUACACACUGAUAUUUAUUUCCUUUCCUGGAAUCAUAUUGGCAAGAUCCAACUCUAUCCCAACUUGGUUCUUACCCCUCUAGAAUCCAGAUUGUUCUCAGUCUCUUAUUUUAUUAGAGAAUCAGAUAAGCAUGGGGAAAGAUGUUUCUAGAACACAUCAGAUGACAGAGUUGGGGUUCAGUUAGAAGGCAAUGUGCAAAAUCUUAUGAGUUGAAAACUUUAUUCAACAGAUGAUAACGUUCGGAUUGCGAUCUCUCAACUGUUUGAUAGAGCAUAUCCGACGGCUAAUAUUUGAAGUUAUUGACACACUUUAUAGAUAUUUAAGCUAUGGUUCACAUGGUAUAAUAGGAAUGAAUUGAGUAAAGCAAUCUUAGCUUAGUGUCA
Molecule: messenger RNA, 2323 nt
Organism: Triticum aestivum (bread wheat)
Lineage: Eukaryota; Viridiplantae; Streptophyta; Magnoliopsida; Poales; Poaceae
Product: putative pentatricopeptide repeat-containing protein At5g37570
Exons: 1
Coding region: 6-1565 (519 amino acids)
Biological process (GO): RNA modification
Molecular function (GO): protein binding; RNA binding
Source: RefSeq, a predicted model, not a curated record